Closterium sp. NIES-67 is the source of this 1419-nucleotide messenger RNA. Lineage: Eukaryota; Viridiplantae; Streptophyta; Zygnematophyceae; Desmidiales; Closteriaceae. The record is from the annotation of a GenBank genome assembly.
AGAUGAGAUUGCCAGAAUUCUUGAGAUUGCCGGAUUUCUUGUUACUGCUGCACUCAUCUCUUUUUUCAAGAAUUGAUUUCUAACACUGCUUUACACAGCUCACGACCAGCCUAUCUUGCCUGAUCCGGUCGUGAUUUUCCGUCAAUUCUGUCGUAAUUCUAACAUAUUUUCGUCCCACCGCCAUGGCGAGCUCCAACGAAACCAAGGGCCUUCGCCCGCCGUCGACCACGAUUGCGACUGACAUGACUCAGUUGGUGGGCAAGACCCCCAUGGUGUACCUGAAUAAGGUGACGGAGGGCUGUGUGGCCAACAUCGCAGCCAAGCUGGAAAUCAUGGAGCCCUGCUGCAGCGUCAAAGACCGUAUCGCCGUGAGCAUGAUCACGGACGCUGAGGAGAAGGGGCUCAUCACUCCAGGCAAGAACACCCUGGUGGAGCCCACCAGCGGCAACACGGGAAUCGGGCUCGCCUUUGUUGCUGCAGCAAGAGGCUACAAGCUCACGCUCACCAUGCCCGCCUCCAUGAGCCUCGAGCGCCGCGUGCUGCUGCGCGCGUUCGGGGCGGACCUGGUGCUGACGGACCCUGCCAAGGGCAUGAAGGGCGCGAUCCAGAAGGCGGAGGAGCUUGUGGCGAGCACCGAAGGAGCCUAUAUGCUGCAGCAGUUUGAGAACCCUGCGAAUCCCAAGGUGCACUUUGAGACCACGGGACCUGAGAUCUGGGAGGGCUCACACGGCCACGUGGACAUUCUGGUGUCGGGGAUCGGCACGGGCGGCACGGUCACGGGCGCUGGGCGGUUCCUCAGGAGCAAGAAGCCGGAAGUGAAGCUAGUGGGAGUGGAGCCUAAGGAGAGCCCUGUUCUCUCAGGUGGAAAGCCAGGCCCGCACAAGAUUCAGGGCAUAGGAGCUGGUUUCGUGCCGGGAGUGCUGGACGUGGGGCUGCUGAGCGAGGUGGUGCAGGUCUCCAGUGAUGAUGCAGUGGAGAUGGCAAAGGAGCUCGCACAGAAGGAAGGGCUGCUGGUGGGCAUAUCAUCCGGAGCAGCAGUGGUGGCAGCAAUUGAAGUGGCCAAGCGGCCAGAGAACGCAGGAAAGCUCAUUGUGGUGGUGCUGCCUAGCUUUGGAGAGCGGUACCUUUCGUCUGUCCUCUUCUCUUCACUACGUGACGAAGCAGUGGCCAUGCAGCAUGCAUGACAGCAAUCAGUUGCAGUACAUUCACUUUCGCCUAUCGACUUUUGAGGCGCCUCAAAAGUCAAUCAGUGUGCAGUACAUUCACGUCCGCUUAUCUAUCAUGUCCAUGCAUGGAUGUCUAGUACCAGCAACACUUAUCUAUUCUGUAUGGUUCGUGUUAUGGUAGGUAUAUAUGCCAUCAUGGUCAGUCAUGUUGAUCAGAUUUAUCGUUUUGGAAAGCCAGCAAGUAAGACCAUAA